AUGUAUAAUUUUCAUUUUGUAGUCAAUCCUAAAGAAAAAAUACACUUUUCAAACCAAAAAGCAUAGAUUCAAAUUCAAAACAUAACUAGACGUCAUUUAGCAUUUAAAGUAUUCUAUUUUGUAAUUAUAGUUACUUAGAUAAGAACAACAAACAAUUAAGAUUUUAAAGUGAUUGAAAAUAAA
This is a messenger RNA of Paramecium sonneborni, 183 nucleotides long. The record is from the annotation of a GenBank genome assembly. Lineage: Eukaryota; Ciliophora; Oligohymenophorea; Peniculida; Parameciidae.